AUGAGCCCAAGCGCAAUUUCUUCUGCCGGCCACGCAUCCUCCAACGCCCUCAUCGAUAAGUUCGAUGGGGACAACUACUCGACCUGGAGUCGAUACAUGCGUGGCGUGCUCCUGACAAAGUCAGUGUGGCAUGCUGUCAACCGGGAGAGCUCCCCGACGUUCGUGGACCCUCGAGCGCAGGACGACUACGUCAAGGCCAACAACAUCGCGUUUGGAACGAUGUUGCUGCACAUGGAUGCGGAUUACCACCAUGUGGUCGACAACUGCGAGGAAGCGUGGGUUGCGUGGCAGAGCCUGAAGGUGCUGUACGGUGGAUCCCAGAAAGCGGGAAGGAUCUACCUCAAGCGUCAACUCUUCAGCAUGAAGAUGGACGAAGGCGCCAACGUCAUGCAUCACUGCAACGAGGUCCUGAAUAUCUCUGCCAAGCUUAGCAGCAUUGGUGCGAAGAUGGAUGACGAAGACGUCGCAAUUUGCCUGCUGCUCAGUCUCCCUAAGAGUUUUGAGAACGUUGUUCUAAACUUGGAGAUGAGCAGCGCAGAGCUUCGUACCCAAGAUGUGGUGAAGGUGCUCACGAAUGAGCACACCAAGCGCCAAGGGGAGAAGGUGACAACAACAGCGACGAUGGUCAAGACUGAAGAUGCAGCCAAGGCCUUCAACACUGAGCGGGAGCCAUACAAGUGCACCUACUGUGGGAAGGUGGGACACACCGUCGAUCGCUGUUGGACCAAGCAGAAGAAUGAAAGUCGAGGAGCCCGACGCGGCGGCAAUGGUCGUGGACGCGGGGCAAACAAUGUCCAGUGGGGACAAUAUCGUGAUGAAGGCAGCGACUACGAUCAAGCAGCGUUUGCAGCUUCGCUAGAGUGUGGACUCUCAGCGAAGAAGGACGUGUCCGGAAUGUGGGCCGUCGACAGUGGUGCAACACACCACAUAUGCCACGACAAGACCAAGUUUGCAAGACUGAACAAGCGCAACGACGGUGAAAUCUUGGUGGCGGAUGGCAACACAGUGGCCAUCAAGGGUGUUGGAACCAUCUUUGAAAAGGUGGAUCUGCCCGACGGUGAAGAGCGCAAGAUCGAGAUCAAGAACGUGCUUUACGUACCAAGCAUGAGCAAGAAUCUACUAUCGGUACCGCAGAUCAACAAGCACGGCAAGUUUCAAGUCGUGUUCGACGGGACCAAGAUGUUUGUCGCUCGCAAAGGAUCGCAACAAGUGAUGGCAACAGCAUAUCUUGUGAAUGGCCUUUACUGGCUUCACAGAGAUCAUCGAUCGGCCAAUGCGACAACAAACGGAAGCAACGGUGUCGACUUACAUGCGCGGAUGGGACACGCUCCAGCUGACGUGCUUCGCAAAAUGGUGGCCACGAACAUGAUCAAGGAUGUGAAGGUACCUCUCACGUCAAAUGGAUCAAGCGCAUGCCGAGGAUGUCAACAAGGGAAAAUGGUCCAAAAACCAUUCCCAUGCAACAAGGACAAGCGCAGAUACGACACAUUCGAGCUACUUCACGUCGACAUCUGCGGACCCAUCGAGAUGAAUUCUCUGGGUGGCAGCAAGUAUCUACUGCUGAUCGUUGACGAAGCCAGUGGAUGCAUGAAGGGCUUCUGUCUACGUGUGAAGUCGGAGAGUGAAAACUACAUCACACGAUACAUCAAGAUGGUGCAAGCGCAGUUUGGCAAGAAGGUUAAGCUCGUCCGACACGACGGAGCCCGCGAGUUCGCAACCAACUCGCUUCAAGAAUUUUACGAAAAUGAAGGCAUUGACCAGCAGAAGACGGUGCCAUAUGCACACCAGACCAACGGCACGGCAGAGCGCGCCAUUCGGACUAUCGUCGCAAUUGGUCGCAGCAUGCUCCACCAUGCUAAGCUGGAAAAGUGCUUCUGGGCAGAAGCAGCAAUGACGGCAAUCUACGUCAAACACCGUCUGCCGUCGCCUAAAGUUAUGCACAAGACUCCGUUCGAGAUCGUCCACAACUCCAAGCCAAGUGUCAAGCACAUGCGGGUGUUCGGUUGUCAGGUUUACAUACUGACACCGAAGGAUAAGCGGCUCAAGUGGGACCCCAAGGCUCGCACUGGAAUAUUCUUGGGCUACGAAGAAGCAUCCAAAGCGUAUCGCGUUUAUGUCAUCGAGGCGGGGCAGGUGGUCAUCAGUCGCGAUGUCAACUUUGACGAGUCCGCCUUUGGACUUUCGCCGCCAACCACCACUGAAGACGCCGAUGACAUUGACUUCGACUCCCUCGAUCUGGAUGAUGAAGCGCCAGGUCAAGCGCAGUACAAGCAAACAGGCAAGCGCAAGAGUCGUCCCCAUGAUGAAGGAGUACCAGCUCCACCCACGCGCACAGUGCGUCAACGGCCCGGACUAGAAGAAUCAAGUGCGCCAGACAAUCACACGACCCACCAAGAAGAAGAGGAAGAAACAAAGAAUGCUGAUGCAUCGACUCCGCCUGUGUUUUGGCGUGCGAGUGCGAACGCCAUCGAAACGGCAGUAGACUUAUCCGAGCCAUCGACUUUUGAAGCUGCGGUGAGCGGUCCUGAUCAAGUGCAUUGGCGCGAAGCUAUCCGUGCGGAACUUGAGUUGAUGCGACUUCGUGAAGUAUUCCGCGCAGCCAAGCUACCUAAAGGACAUCGCGCCAUUGGCACGAAGUGGGUCUUCAAGAUCAAGAGCAAAGCGGACGGAUCAAUUGACAAGUACAAGGCGCGUCUUGUGGCAAAGAGUUUCAAGCAACAAUAUGGGAUGGACUACACGGAAACAUUCUCGCCCGUCGUCAAGUACGUGACCCUGCGCAUGGUGAUUGCAGUCGCCAAGUAUUUCGGAUGGACCAUCGACCAACUCGACAUGGUGACGGCAUUCCUGUAUGGUGUCAUGAAGGAACAAGUGUUCUGCGUCAUCCCUGAAGGCGUGGAAUUGGAGAGCUCCUUCGAUUGUCUGGAAUUGGUGAAGGCAUUUUAUGGCCUGAAGCUAGCCUCGCGCGUAUGGAACGAAACGUUUGACGAGUUUGUGUGUUCCAUUGGAUUUCAGGUGUCAGGCUUCGACCCAUGUAUCUACAUCAGGAUCGUAGAAGGGCAAUGCGUGCUGCUGCUGGUGUAUGUGGAUGACGUGUUGGUGACAGGAAGCUCAUCCAAGUUGAUUGCACGCACCAAGGAAGACCUGAAGACACGCUUCGAGAUGACUGAUAGCGACAAGUGUGCAUUUGUUCUUGUAAUUGAGCUUUUGGAUGGAGAAGAUGGAAGUGUAACACUAUGCCAGCGUCGGUAUGUGGAUGACCUACUCAAGCAAUUUAGCAUGAGUGAUUGCAAGGCUGUGUCAAGUCCAGUGGACAUGAGCUCUCGACUUGUUUCAAGUGAUGCAGCCACCAAGGUCGAUGCUCCUUUUCGCGAAGCUGUUGGUGCGUUGAUGCACCUGACCACUACAACGCGCCCGGAUAUUGCGUUCGCCGUGGGCUAUGUGUCACGAUUCAUGGAGAACCCCCAAGAAGAACACUGGGUUGCAGUUAAGCGUAUCUUUCGCUACCUACAAGGCACCAAGAUGCACGGAAUCUGCUACAAGCCAAAUGCGAAGAUCGAUUUUCGUGGCUACUCGGAUGCAGACUGGGCCGGCGACCUCGCUGAUCGCAAGUCGACGUCUGGCUACGUAUUCACGCUGUUGGAGGGCAAGUGGAUUCAUCGUCUGCUUUGUGAGAUCAUGAUGGCUGCCAGUGAAGAAGGACCGGAACUCACGAUCCAUGAAGACAAUCAGUCGUGUAUCAAGAUGACAAAGAACCCGGUCAACCACGGCCGUGCCAAGCACAUUGACAUAAAGUACCAUCACAUCCGUGAUGAGGUCAAGCGCGGUGAAGUGAAGCUCAAGUACUGUGAAACUGCGGUGAUGUUAGCGGACAUCAUGACGAAGGGACUUCACGGGCCACGCCACAAGGAGAUGACGGCGACUCUCGGGAUUCGUGCGUGUUCGCAUUGA
Messenger RNA from Peronospora matthiolae, 3948 nucleotides. NCBI's taxonomy places the organism in Eukaryota, Oomycota, Peronosporomycetes, Peronosporales, Peronosporaceae. The record is from the annotation of a GenBank genome assembly.